CGGUAUCUCAUUGUAUUAGCUUGGAAUAGUCUACUGCGCUCCAUAGGGAUCUACAACUCAUCAUGAUUUUUACGCAAUGGAUUAACAUAUCUGGAUUUUACCACCUAUAAAUUCCGAGAAAGUAUCCUGUCUGGCUUUAGAAUAUCUGAUUAUCAUCUAUUUCAAGAGGACUUUUUCUUCUGUUGGACACAUUUUUGCGCACACUGUACACUAUGGCAAAUACUUGCGUACAGUUCACGGGUUUUGUGAUGAGUUUUCUUGGUUGGAUUGGGCUUAUCAUCGCCACUGCCACUAACGAAUGGGUAGUUACUUGUAAAUAUAACAUGAACACCUGUAAGAAGAUGGAUGAACUGGAGGCCAAAGGUUUGUGGGCAGACUGUGUGAUCUCAACUGCCCUGUAUCACUGCAGCACACUCACGCAGAUUCUCGAGUUACCAGCGUACAUCCAGACGUCUCGAGCACUAAUGGUCACAGCAUCGAUUCUCGGAUUGCCUGCUGUUGCGCUCGUGCUCAUGUCAAUGUCCUGUAUUAACCUCGGAAGUGAACCAGAAAGCGCCAAGAACAAACGAUCAGUGUUCGGUGGAAUCCUAAUACUGUUGACUGCUUUUUGUGGCAUCGUCUCCACUGUGUGGUUUCCCAUCGGAGCCCAUCACGAGAGAGGUUUGAUGUCCUUUGGCUUCUCCCUGUAUUCGGGCUGGGUGGGAACUGCACUUUGUUUGCUAGGAGGCUGUAUGAUCACCUGCUGUUCAGUGGACACCCCUGCCACAUACACUGACAACAACAGAUUCUACUACUCCAAACAGGGCCCCGCCCAUCCUGGCCCCCCCUCCACUAACCACGCCAAAAGUGCUCACGUGUGAGCUUCGGGAUUACUGCUCAGAUCAGAUUCCUACUCUCUUUCUUCCCUUUCUCCACUGUUUCUUGUUUCAACUAUGUCUAUCUACAGUGGUGACUCUUUGGAUAGUUAUCGUACAGCUGAACUCUAACCCUUUGACUCAGCAGCAGGGUUAGUCGACCAGAAGUAACUGCACUGAAGGAUUUAUUGUUCAAAGGGUCUUCAGUACAAUGUGCCAUUUUAAGUCCUAUUUUUAUAGUGGGAUACUAACAGUAUUGCCAAUGUUGUUUUUAUUCUAAAUCUUUCAGUUUAUUUCAGUCUGUUUGUACAGCUAUCUUUUCAUUUUGAUUUAUUUCAGAGUAGGCGCCCAAGCCAAAUUGCACCAAAAUUGGACCAAAGCAGUAACCAUUUAGCAAUAUUAUUUAUUGUAAUACUUGUAUGCAGUUUUUAUUAUGUUUUUUAUUUUGUAAUAAACAGUUUUCUAUGUGAAAAUGUCUGUGAAAGUGUUUUUUGAUUAUAGGUUAUGUCAUUUUUAUAAAUAAAACCCUGCUGGUAAAAUGAACCGAAUGGCUUUCCGCAGGACUGUAUAUUGUCAAACACAUGACAUCUGCUGUCAGAUGCCCAGGCAGGUGCAGUGCAUCAUCCUUAAACCUCUCAUUCAUUCUCACUAAAAGCACUUGAGACACACAUACAAUUCAGGCGCCCAAGACAUGUACGUGUAUCGAUUUCUCUUUCUCCAACGAGAAGCUCGUCCCAUUACGACUGAUGAUGGCCAACCAUGACUGGCAGAUUAAAGGUUAAUGGUCGCAAUCAGCCAUAAAGGAAGAUUAUACUCUGGUUGCAAUGAGUCUCCGUUUUUGUUU
This is a messenger RNA of Rhinichthys klamathensis goyatoka, 1698 nucleotides long. It is a transcript of the gene cldn11a, whose product is annotated as claudin 11a. The record is from RefSeq and is a predicted model, not a curated record. Bases 213 to 860 code for a protein of 215 amino acids. NCBI's taxonomy places the organism in Eukaryota, Metazoa, Chordata, Actinopteri, Cypriniformes, Leuciscidae. Gene Ontology annotation, cellular component: plasma membrane; bicellular tight junction. Gene Ontology annotation, biological process: bicellular tight junction assembly; cell adhesion. The transcript has 3 exons. Gene Ontology annotation, molecular function: structural molecule activity.